Paramecium sonneborni is the source of this 2388-nucleotide messenger RNA. Lineage: Eukaryota; Ciliophora; Oligohymenophorea; Peniculida; Parameciidae. The record is from the annotation of a GenBank genome assembly.
AUGUAGCAAACUAAUUUAAAAUGUGAUUUUCAUUCAUUAUAAGAAAUUAGUUGUGUUUGUUUAGAAAAUCAUGUAUGUCAUCGAAAAUUGUGUGUUGAAUGUGUUUUAGAACACAAAGCUAGUAGAUAGAAUAUUUAUACUAUGUCUAAAUUUGAAAAAGCUUUAUAAUCUGAUUAGGGUUAAAAAGAAUCAGAUGAAUUUAAAUAUUUAUAAGAUAUUAAGAGGGCGCUCAAAGAAAAAACUGAGCCUAAUUUUUUUAAAUCAUUUUUUGAUGAAAUUUAUAAUUCUAUUAUAAUAUAAUUAUAAGAAAUAGAAAAAUUUACAUAUAAUAUUAUGGAAUUGAUUAGAUAGUAAAAAUCCUUCACUGAAUAUACAAAUAAAGAACUUAAUAUUUUGAUCAAAAUAAUUGAGGUUGGAGGUAAAUAAAAAUUUUUGUAAAACUCUCAAAAUCAGAUAAAAUAGAUUGAAAAAUUUGUUUAAACUUUUGAAGAAGAAAUGAAACAAUUCAUUAAUAAAUAAAAUAAAAAUUUAGAAUAAAUUAAGUAAUAAAAUAGUAGCUCAUUUAAAGUAUAAUUUAGCUAAAACUAUCUAUAAUUAUAAACUCCUAAAAAUGAAGAUAAUUUAAUAGUUAAAGAAUUUGGAAAUCUUUAUCAAAAUGGUAAAAAAGUUGGAAAAUGGAUAGAAAUUUUAAAACAACUUUCAAAGUAAUAAUUUUAUCUAAUUAAUUUUAGAAAUAAUCAAGUUACUUUUUCAGGAACAUAUGAAUGUGGUUUCAAGGUUGGAAGAUGGAAUAUAAACUUUGCUAAUUCAGUUAUGUAAAAUAUAACUUUAAGAUUAAUAGUGGAGGAGGAGAAUAUUAAGAAAUUUAGACUCUUUAGGAAUAUUAUUCAGAAUAAUUGCAUGAAUUCUAUGAGAUAGAUUGCAUUUAAUAAAGUACUUAAGGUUAAGAAUUACAGGAUUUCUCGAAUUAAUCAACACAAAAUUUAGCUAAUUAAGAAAUUUAAUACAAAUACAAGAAAAAAGGCCGCUGGUAAGAACUACAUGAAUUGUUCUCCUAGUAAUUUAUAUUAUUAAUAGAAGAGAAUAGUAAGUAACUUAUAUUGGAAACUAUGAGCAAGGAAGAAAAGUUGGAGAAUGGUAAACAUACUUAUUUAAAAAUUUGAUGUAAAUAUUAAAAUUAAUUGGUAGAGGAAAAGAAUUUUAUAAUGAGGAAGGAUUAAAGCAUGGAUAAUGGUCUGAAGUUUAUUUUAUUAAUAAUGAGUAAAAUUUUAAAGAUUAGUGUUAUAGAAAAUCUAUUAUUACUUUUAAUGGAGAAUAUAAAAAAGGAGAAAAAAUUGGAUUAUGGAACAUUUUGGAUCAAAAAAAUUUAAUGUAAAUUAAGUUAAAACAUAAUUAGUGGUGGCGGAAAGUACGACAACGACGGAUUAAAAAAAGGAUAAUGGAAAGAAUUAUUUGAAUAAUAUUCUUAGUAAGUGUUUUCGUAAAAUAAUAGGAAAGCCUAGGUAACUUAUUCAGGGGAAUAUAAAAAUGGAAAAAAAGUUGGAGAUUGGAUAAUAGAAAACAAAAAAUCUCAAAAUGGCAAUUUUCAUAAAAAAUUUUCAUAUAAUCAGGAAGGCUAAAAGAUUGGUUAUUGGAUAGAGUUGAAUUAAAUUUAUUAAGAGUAUUAUUUAUGGGCUUAAAUUUAAGUGAUUUUUUGGUAUUUUUUAGUGGGGAUUAUAAAAACGGUAAAAAAAUAGGAGAAUGGAAACUAAACAGUGUUAUAAACAAAAAUAAUCAAAUAAUUUCCUAGUAAUUGAUUUAACAAAAUUUUAAAGGGUAGCAGGAAAGUACGAUGAAAAUGGAUUAAAAAUUGGGAAUUGGGUUGUAGUUGAUAAGAAAUAUAGUUUGUAUUCAAUUUUAAGUAAAUGUAGUAAUAAUCAAAUCACUUAUUCUGGGGUAUAUAUAGAAGGUAAAAAAGUUGGAGAAUGGGAAACUAGAUAUGAAAAUAAAAAAUACAAAAAUAAAUAAUAAAUUUUGUAAUUUUUUUAUUUUAUAAAAUAGUACUGGAAUCUAUAAUAAUGGUAUUAAGGAUGGUAAAUGGAUUGAAUUAGAUGAAGAAUUUAAAUCGUAUUUUUUAGUUUCAAUUAUAUAGAAAAAAAUGGAUUAUUUAUGAAGGAGAAUAUAGGAAUGGAUUGAAGUUUGGAUUUUGGUAUAUAUAUUAUAGAAUAAAAUAAAAUAAAGAAAAUAUUAAGAUGUAUGAAAAUUUAGAAUAACUUUUUUAGUGAUGGGGGUUUUUUCAAUGAAAAUGGGUUGAAAGAUGGAAUUUGGAAUGAAAUAAAUUAAAUUGGUUAAGGAGCCUUUAUGAAUUAAGUUAAAGUAAAAUAUUAAAAUGGAAUAAAACUAUAAUGA